AUGCAAAAUUUACCCAGGAAUGCAAUACCUAAUAUAAUUAGUGGAUCUUUCUUUAGCUCUGACUGCCAGGAGGAGUGGAGCAAGUAUCGGGAGGGGGUGGAAACAGUGCCUCUACCGACGUUCAUCCUUGGCCCGUGUUGGACUGAGCAUGGCCAGUUCUAUGGAGACUUGUCACGUGAUGGAGGAGAGCUUUGCCCCAAUGUCACAUGUCUAGGUCAGCGUGGAGUGUACAGUACGUCCAGUGGUCUGAGGGUGGCCUAUCUCAGUGGGAGCUACCAGGGGAGGACCUAUCAGCAUCAAGACAAUGGAGAUAAUCUAUUGCGACCAUAUUUCACUGACUCUGAUGUGUCCUGGCUGGAGGGUCAGUGCAGUGGAGAGGGCUACCGUGGAGUGGACAUUCUCCUCACCUCUGAUUGGCCCGGGGCAGUGAACAAGUUCACAGUGGCUCCUGACGGACUGGACCUGAGUGCAGUGGGGGCAAAGCCUCUGAGUAAACUGGCCAUGUGUCUCAAGCCAUGCUACCAUUUUGCAGCUCUACACCAAACCUUCUAUGAGAGAAUACCGUACAGUAAUACCUCCACAACUUUUGAUGCUAACUGUAUUGUGCUUCAUUUCAUGCAGGAAUCACAAAAUCCUCCAAGGCAAGCCACAUCAUGUGACACGGUUCUUAGCUUUGGCUCAAGUGGGAAAUCCAGACAAGAAGAAAAGAUACCUGUAUGCAUUCUCUGUCACACCCAUGAGCUCCAUGGACGAGAAAGAGCUGACUCAGCACCACCCACUGCCACCAACUGUCCCUACACUGAACUAGUCAAAUCUUUGAGGGAGUCUCAAGAGGAGGCUGGGCCUAACUUCUUCUUUGACCAGAGGGCUCUUCAUUCAGCUCAUCGCAAACAGAAGAGACGACAAGACAGAGGACCCCCUGAAAAGAGACGAUCCCCUCCCCAGCCCAGGGGGCCGUGCUGGUUCUGUCUGGGGGGCAAGGAGGCGGAGAAACAUCUCGUGGUCUCCAUCGGAGAUCAUACAUACCUGGCUUUAUCCAAGGGUGGGAUGGUACCAGAGCAUGUGCUGGUCCUACCCAUCGGUCACUAUGCAGCCUCCACUGACGCACCACCAGAGGUUUUGGAGGAGCUUGGAAAGUUUAAGAGUGCUCUGAGGAAGUACUUCAACAGCAAAGAUCAGUCAUGUGUCAUCUUCGAGAGAAACUACGAAUCACAACAUCUUUAA
Messenger RNA from Halichondria panicea, 1224 nucleotides. RefSeq names its product CWF19-like protein 1. Gene Ontology annotation, biological process: mRNA splicing, via spliceosome. Gene Ontology annotation, cellular component: post-mRNA release spliceosomal complex. The transcript has 10 exons. The coding region runs from base 1 to 1224 and encodes 407 amino acids. Gene Ontology annotation, molecular function: RNA lariat debranching enzyme activator activity. The record is from RefSeq and is a predicted model, not a curated record. NCBI's taxonomy places the organism in Eukaryota, Metazoa, Porifera, Demospongiae, Suberitida, Halichondriidae.